AAGGGGCAAAAACAAGAAGACGAAUCAGAAAAAUGCAGAGAAUCAAGACAUCGCUCUCGUGUCUCUGUCUCAUCACGACGCUCCUCCUAAUCACCGCCGCAGAUUCCACGGAAGACACGGCGGUGCGGCUAAAAUUAGCGCACAGGGACACACUCUGGCCAAAUCCUCUCAGUCGCAUUGAGGACAUUAUCGGUGCCGACCAGAAGCGUCAUAGUUUGAUAUCUCGGAAACGUAAGUUCAAAGGAGGAGUGAAAAUGGAUUUGGGAUCAGGGAUUGAUUACGGAACGGCACAGUAUUUCACGGAGGUUAGAGUUGGAACUCCGGCGAAGAAGUUUAGAGUAGUGGUUGAUACAGGAAGCGAGCUUACUUGGGUGAAUUGUAGAUACCGUGGGAGAGGCAAAGGUAAAGUUGAGAAUCGGAGAGUGUUUAGAGCUGAAGAAUCUAAGAGUUUUAAAACUGUUGGAUGCUUUACUCAGACUUGUAAAGUUGAUUUGAUGAAUCUUUUCUCACUCUCUACUUGUCCUACUCCUUCCACUCCUUGCUCCUAUGAUUACAGAUAUGCGGAUGGGUCAGCAGCGCAAGGCGUAUUCGCAAAGGAGACUAUCACAGUUGGUCUCACUAAUGGUCGUAAGGCUAGACUCCGCGGUCUCCUCAUUGGUUGUAGUAGUUCGUUUAGUGGACAGAGCUUUCAAGGAGCCGAUGGGGUUCUUGGUUUAGCCUUUAGCGAUUUCUCUUUCACUUCCACAGCCACUAGUCUCUUUGGUGCCAAAUUUUCCUACUGCCUCGUUGAUCACCUCUCCAACAAAAACGUCUCCAACUAUCUCAUUUUCGGCUCUUCCUCCUCCUCCACCUCCACCAAAACCGCCCCGGGACGAACCACCCCGCUUGAUCUCACUCUCAUUCCACCCUUCUACGCAAUCAACGUCAUUGGAAUCUCUCUCGGAGACAACAUGCUCGAAAUCCCCACGCAAGUAUGGGACGCAACUACCGGUGGUGGGACUAUCUUGGACUCAGGAACUAGCCUCACGUUAUUGGCGGAAGCCGCGUACAAACCGGUGGUUACAGGGCUCGCACGUUACCUUGUUAAGUUGAAAAGAGUCAAACCAGAAGGAAUACCAAUUGAGUACUGUUUUAGUUCCACGUCCGGGUUCAACGAGAGUAAGUUACCGCAGCUGACGUUUCAUUUAAAAGGCGGUGCCCGAUUUGAGCCGCAUCGUAAAAGUUACCUAGUAGAUGCAGCGCCUGGAGUCAAGUGUUUAGGAUUUAUGUCGGCGGGAACGCCGGCGACUAAUGUGGUCGGGAAUAUAAUGCAGCAGAAUUAUUUGUGGGAGUUUGAUCUAAUGGCCUCAACUUUGUCUUUUGCUCCUUCUACUUGCACUUAGCUGUCUUGUCCAUCUCUCUUGUGUUUAUUAUUACUUUGAUUGAUUGGAAUAUAUAUAUUGUUUGUUA
Molecule: messenger RNA, 1449 nt
Organism: Arabidopsis arenosa
Lineage: Eukaryota; Viridiplantae; Streptophyta; Magnoliopsida; Brassicales; Brassicaceae
Source: the annotation of a GenBank genome assembly